Procambarus clarkii (red swamp crayfish) is the source of this 3417-nucleotide messenger RNA. The record is from RefSeq and is a predicted model, not a curated record. Lineage: Eukaryota; Metazoa; Arthropoda; Malacostraca; Decapoda; Cambaridae.
UCUGCACAUUACCCAGGACCAAUCAGCAAGCAAUGAUAAGCUACUGGUAAUUGGUUAUCUAUGACUGAUGGUUAGAUAAGGCUUUGAGAUCACAGCAUUAUCAUCACCAGUCAUAUUAAUACAGACCAGCCAGGAGCCACACCACCUCUGACCCUCUUCAGCCCUGCCAUCUCACCAGAUGAACUUAGCCUACAGCCACAACCAGCAGAAUCUACCACCAGCUGCAAUUACCUACGUGCAGUUUGCUGAGCUGGAGAGCAACCACUGUUGAUGUUUUCUCCAGAAGGACGGGUAGCAACAGCUUCAACACUGGCAGUAUCUUCAAAUGGUGAGAGAGAACAAAAUGGAGUACGAAAACAAUAUCCAGUUUUUCCCAAUCAUAAAUGGACUACAGAAAAUGGCAUUAUAUGAGACAAAGUCGAGACUGUAUCUGAUUGGCUCCAACAACACUCAAACAAAAUUCAGGGUGUUGAAAAUUGACCGUACAGAGCCUCACUCUUUAAAUAUUACUGAUGAUAAGGUGGAAUAUAGCCAAAGACAAAUUAAAGAAUUGUUAUCCAUGAUCAACGAAGGAAAUCGAGCACAAUCUGGUCAGCGACAGAUGUUUGGACUAUCCCGAACUGUGUCAGCAUUUGGAAUUGUUGGAUUUGUAAGGUUCUUAGAGGGUUAUUACAUUAUCUUGGUGACUAAACGAAGAAAAGUGGCCGUGAUAGGCUUACACACCAUUUAUAAGGUUGAGGACACGACAAUGAUAUAUAUUCCUCAUGAAUCUGUUCGUAAACACCAUGAUGACGAGCCAAAAUAUGUGCGACUCUUUCAGAACAUUGAUCUUUCUUCCAAUUUUUAUUUCAGUUACAGUUAUGACCUAACACACAGCCUCCAGUAUAACAUGGCCCCACCUCGAGAUGUACCUCUGGAAGUGCUGGCACACUUAAAGACACCAACUGCUGAUUUGGGUGAAACAGAAAAAGCAGAAGACUUUUUGAAUUUGUCUGUAAACUCUAAGGAUUCAAAUGAGGAGGCUGGCAAAGUGACAAGCUCGCUGUCAAAUAAAGAAGUGAAUAGCAGUGGCCCUGAAGUUACUACAGAUGCAUCUGACAGUCGGUGUAAAACCUCACCUUCAUAUAAAAGAAACAAGAAACAGCCUUUUAUCUCGUAUGGAAUACGUAAUAAACCCAACAACAAAUACGUAUGGAACUCGUACCUCUUAAAGCCAGUUGAAAAUUGCUUACAUCCAGCUUGGAUUUUACCCAUUACCCAUGGCUUUGUUGCACAGAGCAACAUAUCCGUGUAUGGACGAUCUUUCUUUUUGACUCUGAUUGCACGAAGAUCUUGUCGUUAUGCAGGCACAAGGUUCCUUAAACGAGGGGCCAACUUUGAGGGUGAUGUAGCAAAUGAAGUUGAGACGGAGCAGCUGGUGUUUGAUGCCCAUGUAGCAUCCCUCCAUCUGGGCAGAUUUACUUCAUUUGUACAGAUUCGAGGCUCUAUUCCUUCACACUGGUCUCAAGAUGUGAGCAAGAUGGUUCCAAAGCCGCCCAUUACUUUUGAUGUAAUGGAUCCAUAUGCAGAAACUGCAGGGAAACAUUUCAAUGAACUACUCAGGAGAUUUGGAUCACCCAUUGUUAUCCUAAAUCUUGUGAAGAGACGUGAGCGGCGGCCCCAUGAAUCCAUACUCAACACUGAGUAUUGUCAUCUCAUUGAUCAACUAAACAUUACUCUUUCCCCACAACACCACAUCCAAUAUGUUGCUGUUGAUAUGGCUCGCAUCAAUAAACAGAAAGAUGAGAAUGUGAUGAGCCGUCUCUCUGAAAUUGCAUACAGAGCUGUAAAGAAAACUGGGAUCUUCCAAAGUUCUGCACCAUACUAUAGCCACCACCUUAACCCCAACACUCACUAUCGCCACAUGGAAAGAACCAGCACCUAUGGAGAUGAUAACUUUGGCUCCCGCAGAAAUUUUACACUAAGUGAGCGUCACGGUCGAUUACAAACAGGAGUUGUACGAGUAAACUGCGUAGAUUGUCUUGAUCGGACAAAUACUGCACAGUUCUGCCUUGGAAAAUGUGCCCUUGCAUUUCAGCUUUAUGCACUUGGUGUUCUUGAACGGCCUUCACUGGAGUUUGAUAGUGACUGUGUCCGAAUGCUUGAAGAAAUGUAUGAGGAUCACGGAGACACCCUUGCUCUGCAGUAUGGAGGGUCACAAUUGGUUCAUAGGAUCAAAACCUACCGACGGACUGCACCAUGGACAAGCCAGGGAAAUGACAUCAUGCAAACAUUAUCCAGAUAUUAUAGCAAUACUUUCUCUGAUACCGAGAAGCAAAAUGCAAUAAAUUUGUUCCUGGGUGUUUAUGUUCCUCGUGAAGAACCAGUUCCCAUCUGGGAGUUAUCCUCCGACUACCUUUUACACCACACUCUGACACGAGGGGUUCGUCCAUGUCACAGCCGAAGUACAAGUCAGUGGUGGGACUCGGAGGUUAUGGAGACACUGCCUUUACCAGUGGAAGAAGCCAGAAAAUCUGUAGCCCUCCUAUUACCUGUUACCCCAAAAGAGCCAAAGGUUGAUCUGUACACGGACCAUCAUCGGCCAUCAGAAUUCUGCAUUUUAUCAGAAUUGUUUAGCUACCACAUGAGUCACUCGGUUAGAGACUACAUGCCAAAUUUUACCACUGAUGAAAGCCCAUUUAGUGUGCGUCGCCGCCCGGGUAAGCGGCAAGAAGAAUUGUCACGUAACCAGAGUUCUGGCUCGCCCUCGCCAAAAAACCCUGGCAUGACAGGUCAAGCCUCUACAUCUUCCACAACCUCUAGUGGUACUAGUUCAACUGAGAGCGAGGCAAGCGAUGAUGAUGAAUUAUCUGUAGUGAGUACAGCAAGUGAUGAUGAUGGUGAUAAUAGUCCUAGUCUUUCCUUAGUAUCAUUCUUCCCACCAAUGACUGAAACAUAUGGUGACUACCUGCAUGACCCCUCAAGAACUGACAAUACCAUUUAUAAGAGGUAUGAACAGAUUUACAGAAUAACAAGCUGUCCUGUGACAAAAAUGAACCAGAACACUAGUACUGCAGCACCUUUAGUACUUAUUCAGCGAUCAAGUUUUUGCCUCGAUUCUUCAGUAGAAACUGACCCACCUACUGUUGCCAGACGCUCAAGAGACAUAUACAGCAGGUAUGUUGCUAUGGCAACUAAAGGACCUCAGCCACCAGCAAAUAGGGAUCUUCUCAUGUACAGAAAGUUUGCUAGUUUCUCCUAGAAAAAUUUAAACCGAUGUAACGAGUAGCUAAAUGCACUAAUGUUUUAAUAAUUUCCCUGUCGAGCUUUAAUUCUACUGUGUACUAAUUAUUCAUUCCAUUUGUAAAAAAUACCAAAGAUAGCAAAUUGUUAAGCUUCAUUUUCUAAUGUACAUAUCACAAAUAAAGUUUGACAGAA